Messenger RNA from Macrosteles quadrilineatus (aster leafhopper), 1776 nucleotides. RefSeq lists its product as uncharacterized. Bases 175 to 1470 code for a protein of 431 amino acids. NCBI's taxonomy places the organism in Eukaryota, Metazoa, Arthropoda, Insecta, Hemiptera, Cicadellidae. The record is from RefSeq and is a predicted model, not a curated record. The transcript is spliced from 8 exons.
ACUUAUUGGAUAACGCGUCAAAUAAAUUUUGAUCUACAAAACUAUAUCUGUUUAACAAAUACUUCUAGUUUAAAAACACAUUUCCAUGAGAUGCAAUUUAUUAAAAUUAGUGCUCUUACGAAAGUCUAAUCAAAACUGUGUAAAAAUUGUGUUACUACUUAUAACCUGAAAAUAAUGUAUCCAGCGAAACAAAGCAACAUGAACCGACAUAUCCGGAGGAGGCGCCGGACAGGUCGACUGUGCGGGAGGACGCGGUUCCGAGCCCUCGGGAGAAUGGUGAUGAACCACAGACCGUGGCUGACAGAGAGACCAAACGUGGGCAAGGGUGUGGACGAGGACAUCAAGAAGAAUGUGCUGCGGAUAGACGUCAUGACAAAGGAGAAGUAUCAGAGCCUCAGCAUCCAGAACAAGUCACUUUUACGGAAGGACCAACGACUUCGUACUGAGGAGGAAAUCGACGAUCUCCACAAGGUUAUAGGGAAUUUGAAAUGUUUUCGACGAUACCCCGAGAAUGUCCGCAGGGAGUUGGUGGCAUCGACGUAUUUUGAGUACUACGGUGGCGGCCGAGUGAUUGUGAGGCAGGACCACGACGCCACAUUUCUGGGGUUCGUCCUGCGAGGGGAACUGGAGGUGACAACUGCCAGGGUGGACCCGGUGUUCGGCAACGUAGUGACCGAGGUGACGGGCCAACUGGGCCCUGGAGCAGUGUUUGGCGAGGUGUCUCUACUGCACAACGUACCUAGGACUAACACAGUCACCAGUGUCACUGCAGUGGAAUUGCUGAUCCUGAAGAAGGACGACUUUGACCGUGUGCUGAAGGCGUCCAUGCAGAAGCAGUGGGACGACAUCAGCACUGCAAUGAAGCAGUUUCCGUACUUCGAGAACUGGGAUGACGUCGCCACCAGGGAGUGUUGCAUGCUGAGCGACACAUUCUCUUGCAACCCUCACGACAUCGUACUGGGCAAGGGCAUGGGCAAGCAUGGGUCAGCACACUUCGUGUUGUCCGGAACCUGCAGCAUGGUACAGCGGCUGAUGGUCAGCAAGGAUGGUGAGAAGUACAAGCUACACCCCCCAGACACAGCUGGUCCGGGGGUUGGACCUCUGGUCAUGCAGGUGUGCCUCUUCACUCAGGGCGGCUGCUUUAAUUUAGGGGAGUCUCUUGCUGAACGUACCAUUGUCGCUGAUACCAACGUGAGAGUGCUGAGAAUCCCUUUGUAUCUCCUGCGUCAGCACAACGUAGCCAACAUUUGGUCCCGGAUUCGUCAGUUCCUAGAGUCUAGAAUGUCCUCCGACCAGGAGCUAUUCCAGAAGUUUCUGGAAGCUAGGAGAUGGGACAAGUACAAAAAGGAGAGAUGCGCGCAGCUGAGAAAUCCCAACACAUUGAAUCAUACAACCAUCCACGACGCGCCAUACUAUUGGCGGGUAAUGGGGUCUGAACUAUGCAACGGCAGGCCUUGUGGCUCUUCGUAAAGCUGUGGUGUUCUAUACGCAUUAUAUACCUUCUAUAUGACGGGAACUAAAGACAUUCGUGUCAAGGGGGGUUUUAAAUUUCUUUGUGUCUCGUGUCUUCAAAUUGAAUAAUUAGGCCUAAUUGAUAAAAAACCCUUAAAAUAAUAACUUUUCUGAACCAGUCUUGACCUAAUGAUUAACGUUCAAAUAUAUUCAUUAGUUAUGAGAAUAUUGAAUUUUACCAUUACAAUAUGCAAUGAAUGUUAUAUUCAGAUAUUCAAACAAACAUGAUAAAAAUUUUAAUUGGCGAUGGAUACAGAAAGACUU